AGCUCAUCUAAAACUUACGCGUUGGGAUUCGUGUUAGAAACCCCGCCAAAAAACGGUCUUCUAUUCUAAACCGCGUUGUUGCUCUUGUUUUGGGUGCUCCCUGCAACGGUUGUUCUUCAGCGUGUCUUUUCUCGUUACUUCUACUGUAGUUAGUGGGUGCAUAUAUAUAUGAGAAAUGCUUCAGCGCACGUACGGUCGUUUCUUCAUCACGAAGAUCUUCAAAGUCAGUAAGCCGCCCGCUGCCGGCUACGAAAUUGCGGAGCUGCCCAACGAAAAGGUGCUGCAGGACUACCUGCAGUUCCACCGCGCCAAGGGUGUGGUCGUGAUUCUGCACAGCGGUCCUCCUUACGCCGCCGCGGCCGUCGCUUCUGCUGGGGGCUCGCCUUCUCCGCUGACCAGCGCACACACACACACCUCCACGACAGCAGCUGCAUCUCGCGGCAAGUCUGGCGGUAAUGCGGCCGCAGCGAAGUCGUCGAAGGAUGGAUCCUAUCUGAUGAAGGACGCGCUUACGCGUUCUUUUAUUUCCUCCAUCAAUGCGUUGAACCUCGGCAACCCGUCCGAGGUAAAGCUGGCGCUUGUCCCUGGCCCACAGGCCCCUCGCUUAGUGGAGGAGUACAACGUCAUCACGUACCCCACCACCCUGUUGUUCUUGGACGGACAGUGCGUCUACCGCGUCGUCGGCGCUCGCACGCGUGAGUUGUCCAUCAAGUCGCUGUUCAUGCUGCGCAACGGCGGACGAAACAUCUUCUCGCGGGAGUGA
Messenger RNA from Leptomonas pyrrhocoris, 763 nucleotides. RefSeq lists its product as hypothetical. Lineage: Eukaryota; Euglenozoa; Kinetoplastea; Trypanosomatida; Trypanosomatidae. The record is from RefSeq and is a predicted model, not a curated record. Bases 176 to 763 code for a protein of 195 amino acids. The transcript has a single exon.